AAAUAUUCCGUAAGUGGUCCGGCUCCGGACUGCCUCAACUGCCGAAGCUAGAGAUAGGGACUACAGUGAAACAAAAAAAGAAAGAGAAAGAAAAACGCUUCUCUCUUCCAUUCCAGCCACCAUUUAAGACCAAAGCCCCAUGCGUGAUUAAUAAGCUAUUUCCUUCGUCUUCACUCCACCACCACCCUAACCAAACCAAACCCUAGAUCUUUUAUUACUCCUCUCGACACUUCCCCCGUGCUCUCUCUGCACGUAUAAUCAAAGACCCAUUUUCAGAUCUGACUCAUAUUGUCCAAUCCCAUUUCAAGUUCCCAUUUUUACAACGAUCAAUUUCUGUGUUGUCAUUGCCCACAACAAAUUCUAAUCUCUUCAGAUAACCCACUUGUUGGUUUUGAUUCUAAUUCUGGAAAGGAAUUAUAUAUUUUCUGGGUUAAUUUGGUUGAUUUUGCUUAUGAUUAUAUGGGAUCUCAUUGAAUUUUGUGGAUUUUGGAUUUGUUGCUGGGGUUAUUUAGAUCUGGGUUUGGGAUUUGGCCUUGUAUUAGUUGGGUGUGUGUGAUUACGUUGCGUGCUUUUUUUAUGACAAUGCAAUCUGGGAAUGUGGUUCUAUCAGACACAAUGCAGUUACCUACGGUUGCCGGUUCUGGUGGCGGUGGGUUCAGUGGGGGCGGCAGUGGCAGUGGAGAGAUCCAUCCGCUGCAACCUUGCCAGUGGUUCUUUGAUGAGCGCGACAUCUUCAUUUCGUGGUUGCGUGGGGAAUUCGCAGCUGCUAAUGCGAUUAUUGACUCCGUCUGUUCUCAUUUGCGCACUAUAGGAGAACCGGGAGAAUACGAUGCAGUGUUGGCCUGCAUUCAGCAGAGGAGGAGCAAUUGGAGCCCGGUGUUGCAUCUCCAACAGUAUUAUUCUGUGGCUGAAGUUACCCACGCACUGCAUCAGGCUGGUUUUAAGAGGCAACAGACGCAGAGGCAUUUUGAUCAGGUGAAAGGUGGAGGUAAGGAGCUUAGGAGAACUGGAAUGGGGUUUAAGAAAGGGCAGAGGUUUGAGGUGGCGAAAGAAAUACAGAAUUCUGGAGUAGAAGGUGGUGAGAAUUCUUCUGGCGUUUUGGUUUCAGAGUUAAAGUCUGCAGAGGGCGAAAAGGAUGCUACUUCAAAACCUAGCUGCUUGAAGAAAGUAGGAAGUUUGAAAGGAUCUUUAUCUGGCAACGAAGCUGUGUCUGAAGUGGUAAACGAUGGAUACCCUUCAAGCUGUAAAGAGGAUAAUAUACAUGCCAUUCCAAAUGAGAAUGAAAAGUGGAAUCUUGCUAUGGUUCCAAAAACAUUCACAGCUAUGGAGCCACAUGAUGGAAGAAUGGUUAAUGUGGUAGAUGGGCUGAGAUUGUAUGAAGAACUGUUUGAUGAGAACGAAGUUCCAAAAUUUGUUUCACUUGUAAAUGAUUUAAGAGCUGCGGGAAAAAAAGGACAUCUCCAAGGUCAGACGUAUAUUGCCUCAAAAAGACCCACAAAGGGACAUGGGAGAGAGAUGAUUCAGUUUGGCCUUCCUAUGUCAGAUGCACCUCUAGAUGAUGAUAGUACAACAGGAAUCUCCAAAGAUCGGAGUGUAGAACCCAUUCCUUCCUUGCUGCAAGAUGCCAUUAAUCGCUUGGUUGCAAUGCAAGUUAUGAGUGUGAAACCAGACUGUUGUAUCAUUGAUAUCUAUAAUGAGGGGGAUCAUUCACAGCCUCAUAUGUGGCCACAUUGGUUUGGAAAACCAAUUUGCAUGUUGUUCCUGACAGAAUGUGACAUAACUUUUGGGAAAGUACUCAUUGCUUUUAAUCCUGGGGAUUAUACAGGCGCUCUCAGGCUUUCUUUUGCACCUGGGAGUCUCCUUGUGAUGGAAGGAACAUGUACAGACUUUGCAAAACAUGCACUUCCCUCUGUCCGCAAACAACGCAUGCUCAUUACAUUUACCAAGCAUCAAUCAAAGAAAACCAUACCAAAUGACCGCCAGCGACUACCUUCCCCUGCAGCCUCGCAGUGGGGUUCAUCUAAAAGAUCACCAAAUAAUGUCCGCCAUACUGGUGGGCCCAAGCACCAUUUGCCAAUUCCAGCAACUGGUGUAUUACCAGCUCCUAUUAGGCCACAAAUUCCUCCAAAUGGUGUUCAACCUCUAUUUGUACCUACUCCAGUUGCACCUGCAAUGUCCUUUCCCACUCCAGUUCCCAUCCCGCCUGGUUCAACUGGGUGGGCAUCUCGUUUCCCUGUUCCUGGCACUGGAGUUUUCUUGCCUCCAUCCGGGUCUGCUAACUCAUCAUCUUCUGAACAGACAUCAACGGCAGCAACUGAAACCAGCUUUACAGUGGAGACCAGUGCCCCAACAGAGAAAGUGAAGGGGUCAGGUCGAAAAUCCAGUCACAGUACUCCCAAAGGGAAACUGGAUGGAAACACACAAAAGCUAGACAGCAAUGAAAGUGUAGAUGAAACUCUGUGAAUGAAGAGCGACAGCAAAAGCAAAGUGCUGACAGUAGUGGCAAAGAAGCCAGCUAGUGCAGUUUAGAAGCAAUAUAUCUCAGAGGUAGGCCAUGAACGUAAUGAGUUUUGAAGCAAAGUGUAAAGAGCGACAAAAAUGCAAGCAAGCCUUUUGACAUUUCAUACAAGUAGAGAGAACAAAGGGAUGGAGAAACUUUUGGUUUCUCUUUUCCUUCCCUUGUGUUCUCUUUUCCAUUUUCUUUUUGUUGUAUCAACUCUCACACCGGCUGGAAAAGCUCGUUUUAAUUCAAUUCUGGUUCUUAUAUUCUGGUUCAAAGAUUUCUCGUUAUAGGUUAAACAGUUACUUUGAUCAAGAAUCCAGCUUUUUACUCUUGGGAGAAUUCUUUCUCUAAUCAAACUCAUACUCUGAU
This is a messenger RNA of Rubroshorea leprosula, 2872 nucleotides long. NCBI's taxonomy places the organism in Eukaryota, Viridiplantae, Streptophyta, Magnoliopsida, Malvales, Dipterocarpaceae. The record is from the annotation of a GenBank genome assembly.